UUUCACGCGGGUGUCUUCAGCUGGGCCUGGGAAGUUCGGAGUUGGUUUACCCAAAGUUAGCCAGAACUGUCCCGGUUCCGUCGGCAAGAUGGUGAAGCCCAAGUACAAAGGACGGAGCACCAUCAACCCCUCCAACGCCAGCACAAACCCGGAUCGAGUAGAGGGAGCAGGAGGUCAGAACAUGAGGGACCGGGCCACAAUUCGUCGCCUGAAUAUGUACAGGCAAAAGGAGCGCAGGAACAGUCGUGGUAAAGUGAUUAAGCCUCUGCAGUAUCAGUCAACAGUAGCUUCUGGCACAGUGGCACGAGUAGAGCCAAAUAUUAAAUGGUUUGGAAACACACGUGUGAUUAAGCAGUCAUCAUUACAAAAAUUUCAAGAGGAAAUGGAUAAAGUUAUGAAAGAUCCAUAUAAAGUUGUCAUGAAGCAAAGCAAGUUACCAAUGUCUCUUCUCCAUGAUCGAAUCCAGCCUCAUAACUCAAAGGUGCAUAUUCUUGAUACUGAAAGUUUUGAAACUACAUUUGGCCCUAAGUCACAGAGAAAGCGACCAAAUUUAUCUACAAACGAUAUGCAGUCUCUUAUAGAAAAUGCUGAAAUGUCCACUGAGAACUAUGACCAGGGAAAGGACCGUGAUUUGGUAACUGAGGACACCGGUGUGAGAAAUGAAGCCCAAGAAGAAAUAUAUAAAAAGGGACAGUCCAAAAGAAUAUGGGGUGAGCUCUACAAGGUAAUAGACUCAUCAGAUGUUGUAGUUCAAGUUCUUGAUGCUAGAGAUCCAGUGGGUACCCGUUCCCCUCACAUUGAGGCUUACUUGAAAAAGGAAAAACCCUGGAAACAUCUCAUUUUUGUACUCAACAAAUGUGACCUUGUUCCAACAUGGGCAACAAAACGAUGGGUUGCUGUUCUCUCACAGGACUAUCCAACACUUGCUUUCCAUGCAAGUCUUACUAACCCAUUUGGCAAAGGAGCAUUCAUUCAGCUUCUGCGGCAGUUUGGGAAGUUGCACACUGACAAGAAACAGAUCAGUGUCGGGUUCAUCGGCUAUCCAAAUGUAGGCAAGAGCUCUGUGAUAAACACAUUGCGUUCUAAGAAAGUUUGCAAUGUGGCCCCCAUUGCAGGUGAAACAAAGGUAUGGCAGUAUAUUACCUUGAUGCGUCGGAUAUUCCUGAUUGACUGUCCAGGUGUGGUUUAUCCCUCUGAGGACUCAGAGACAGAUAUUGUCCUGAAAGGAGUUGUUCAAGUUGAAAAAAUUAAGAGUCCUGAAGACCAUAUUGGUGCUGUCCUUGAACGAGCAAAGCCAGAAUAUAUCAGCAAGACAUACAAGAUUGAUUCUUGGGAGAAUGCUGAGGACUUUCUUGAGAAGCUAGCUUUCCGAACUGGGAAGUUAUUAAAGGGUGGAGAACCCGACUUGCAGACUGUGGGUAAGAUGGUUCUCAAUGACUGGCAGAGGGGCCGGAUUCCCUUUUUUGUCAAACCGCCCAAUGCAGAGCCACCGAUGGCCCCUCAGCUUCCACCCUCCUCAUCUUUGGAAGUUGCCACAGAAACAACCCAGAACAAUCCAGAAGAAGAAUCUUCAGAAACCAUAUGUGAAAGGGUAGAAUCUGUCAUUGAGAAAGAAAAAGAGGACAGUCCCUGUGAUGCUAACUCAGAGAUGCAGCAGAUCCUCGCUCGGGUUCGCCAGAAUUUCGGCAAAAUCAAUGUUGUGCCUCAGUUUUCUGGGGAUGACCUGGUUCCUGUGGAGAUGUCAGACAUGGAAGAAGAGCUAGAGAGCUUUUCUGCAGAUGAGGAGGAGCAGGAGCCACCAGAAGAUGAGGAGGAAGAAGAGUCUUACAAAGACUCUCAGGAAGAACCAGUGGGAAACGACACCAAAGCAGUGAUUAGAGCUCUGGAUGAAAAGAUUGCCAAAUACCAGAAGUUUUUAAAUAAAGCCAAAGCUAAAAAGUUUUCAGCAGUCAGAAUAUCCAAGGGGUUGAGUGAGAAGGUUUUUGCAAAAUUUGAAGAACAAAGAAAAACAUCUGGGGAACAAAGAAAAACAUUAGAAGAAGAUAUAAAUGAUACAGGUGAAGAUAAAUUAUUUAAGUCAUUAGCACGUACCAGAAAGGGACGGAAGCGGAAGGCACAGAGAGAGGAGGAACAUUCGAAUAAAACUCAAAGGAUGCUGACAUCAAAGGAACGGAGGAGAGCAGUGCGGCAGCAACAAUCCAAAAAAGUUGGUGUGCGCUACUAUGAAACACACAAUGUGAAAAAUAGAAACAGGAACAAAAAGAAGACUAAUGACUCAGAGGGACAGACACACACACACAAAAAAUUCAGACAUAAGCAGUAACAUCUAAAAAGUUGUUUAUUAAAUUAUACAAAAAUAUACAAUUAGAAAUUGUGCUCAUUUUCUUCAUGUCUAGUUGACAUUUCUAAGGCUGUAAUACACUUGCUCUGAGGGUUCCCGUUUGAAGCCAUUCACCAAUGUAGUGAAAAUAAAGCCCCUCAGCUCUUAUUCCUCCAUCCACUCCAUUGGCACUUGGAUGGGACUUCAGUUCCUCCAAAAUCUGACCCUGUUGUGUGUCUACAGAAAUAGUAGGUAAGGUCUACAGAAGCAUGCAGAUUAGUGUUUCUUUUGUACUGGUAAGGAGUAACUUGGGAUAAAAGCAUACAAAUCUUGUGAGAAAAGUAUUUUAAUAAUGAUAGUAUACAGGUCUGGGCUUUAAAAUAUGAGGGAAAAGCUCUAGUGACUUCUGUCUCAAUUCACUGAGUUUGUUAAAUGAGCCCAUUAGGAUAUGCAUGCAUUACUAUUGAAGAGUCAUGGAACCAGCAGAUCUCAAGGAAGAAUUCUUUCCCAGGAAGAUGUCAACAGGAGCAAGCCACCUUAGUGAAGACUUAAGGAUACUGGAUGAGGGUCAAAGCUGUGACUUCCAGUUUGAGGUUAGAGUACUGGGGUGUGUUUGACUCAGAACACAGCUUUUCUUAUGAGUUCUUCCAGUGAUCCCUAGAACCCUGACCAGGACAGAUGUCAGAACAAAGUUCUGCCAAGGAAUGAGUCCCUUCUUGCACCUCUUUGGGGGAACGUGAGCACUUGUCAUUCCAGCUGAGUGGAUAUGCCUCCAACUAGUGCCUUCUUACAAACGGUACUUGUGAAACUUGACUGAAUGGUGGACAUCCAGCUUGCUGCCCUAGCCCACCCUGGCUGCCCUGAAUAAAGAUUUAUA
Molecule: messenger RNA, 3197 nt
Organism: Castor canadensis (American beaver)
Lineage: Eukaryota; Metazoa; Chordata; Mammalia; Rodentia; Castoridae
Gene: Gnl2
Product: G protein nucleolar 2
Cellular component (GO): nucleolus
Molecular function (GO): GTP binding
Source: RefSeq, a predicted model, not a curated record